Molecule: messenger RNA, 2523 nt
Organism: Xyrauchen texanus (razorback sucker)
Lineage: Eukaryota; Metazoa; Chordata; Actinopteri; Cypriniformes; Catostomidae
Product: isopentenyl-diphosphate Delta-isomerase 1-like
Exons: 5
Coding region: 330-1013 (227 amino acids)
Biological process (GO): isoprenoid biosynthetic process; isopentenyl diphosphate biosynthetic process
Cellular component (GO): cytoplasm
Molecular function (GO): isopentenyl-diphosphate delta-isomerase activity
Source: RefSeq, a predicted model, not a curated record
GGUCGUGUUGUCAGACCUUAGCGUUGAUUAUCAGUUCGUUCCUGAUGAACCGCGCCAUUAAAGAGACACACUGAACACUAUCGCUGCAGUAGUGUAAGUGUGUGUGUAGCGCUGGUUUAUUGGAGUUGUACAACAGUGUGCAGAUGUAUGUGGCGUGAUGGCGUAUGUAUAGUGUGGUGUAGUGUGAUUGGUCUGUAUGGUGUGCCUGGUCAUGGUGCGUUUGUUAUGGGCGUUGCGCAGACGCGUUUCUCUGCAGAUCAGCUGCGGCCCAGCUCAGCAGGAACAGAGACACUGAACUCUAUACAGACGGGUUCAGUUCACCUAUAAGGAUGCCGGAGAUUAAUAUGGAUAAUCUGGAUGAAAAGCAGGUGCAGUUGCUUGCAGAGAUGUGCAUUCUCAUCGAUGACAAUGACAGAAAGAUUGGAGCUGACAGCAAGAAAAACUGCCACCUUAAUUCAAAUAUUGACAAAGGUUUAUUGCACCGGGCGUUCAGUGUCUUCCUGUUUAACAGUGAGGAAAAGCUGCUCUUACAGCAGAGAUCAAACGCUAAAAUCACAUUUCCAGGCUGUUUCACCAACUCCUGCUGUAGUCACCCACUGCACACUGCCAAUGAACUGGAGGAACAGGAUGCCAUCGGGGUCAGACGUGCCGCACAGAGACGACUACAAGCUGAGCUGGGCAUUCCCAUGGAUCAGGUGCCUCCAGAAGAGAUGACAUAUCUGACCCGCAUCCACUACAAAGCCCAAUCCGAUGGCGUUUGGGGGGAGCAUGAGAUUGACUACAUUCUCUUCAUGCAGAAGGAUGUGGAACUGAAUCCAGACCCCAAUGAGAUCCAGAGCCACUGCUAUGUCUCCAAAGAGGAACUGAAGGAGAUCCUGGAGAAGGCCAAGAGGAAUGAGCUGGAGGUCACGCCCUGGUUUAGCCUCAUUGCUGAGGCCUUCCUCUUCAAGUGGUGGGACAAUCUCCAUAACUUCAAACAGUUCAUCGAUCACGACAGGAUCCACCGCAUGUAAACGCCAUUUUUUUAAGGCUUAGUUACUAACGGACACUUAAAAUGGUUAGAAGUCUACAAGAUUAGCGUAAAAGUCUGAAGUGUUCAACCAUGAGGUGUUUUUGCUGGUUGUAAAUGGCUGGACAAGGAGCAGGCUUUGUCAUCAUUAUGUAGAAUUAAAGGGAUAGUUCAUUCAUAAAUGAAAUUCUGCCAUUAUUUCCUCACUCUCUUGUUCUCCGGUGGAAUGUUAGCCUCAGUCUCUGUUCACUUUCAUUGGAUGGGGAAAAGAGCAACAUCAACAUUCUUCAAAAUUUCUCCUUUGGUGUUCCUCUGAAUAAAUGCAUUUACACAGGAUUGGAACAACAUGAGGGUGGGUAAGUGAUGCCAGAAUUGUUAUUGUUUGGUGGACUAACCCUUCAAAUAUCUGAGUAGUUAAAUCUGAUGGAGAAAAGGAUCCAUAACUACAUUAGAGACAUAAUGGUGAAACAUGGUUAUAAAAUGACAUGAAGCUGCUACAAAGAGUUUAGAGCAGUUGCUGUCUUUGUCAUUUUCUUUCACAUGACUUUUGGAGGUAUUGCUAAAUAUCCAAAUAUGGUCUGAAGUGCCUAGUUUCAUAUGUGAGUCUAUGCUUUUGAGAGAAUGUUUUGUGUAGAUUGACCCAUCAAGCUUCACCGUGAAGUUUACAAUGGUUUAAAGUCAUUUUUAGAUGUGAAAAAUAAAAGUUGGUUUCUUUAUAGUCUUGCCCUCAUUUCAACCCGUUCCUUGCACCAUUUUUACAGACUUAAUAUUGGAAAAUUACAGUCGACAUGCAUUCAUCCAUCCUUUGUAUGUCCUAGUAAUAUAUCAUUUAAAAGAAAUAUUAAUAUAUAUAUUUAUAAUAUAAAUGAUGUACUUUAUGUGAGAGAUAAUACACAGUCUGAUUAGUUAGACCAGCUGAUUGUACAUUAUCCUUCAUUUAACAUGGCUACUUGUGAUACAAGAGUCCACAGAGUGAUACAAGAGACAUGAAACUAGCACAUCUUUGUAGGAAAUCAAGUGAAAAUAUAGCUGCGAGCAGCGAUGGCGGGCCCAAGCCGGUGGCACCGCCACCCCCUGUGCCUUUAGGGUUGCUGUGCAUGAUGGGCAAUAACAUAACCUCGCUUUGACUGUCGAGAAGAUGUGUGCUGUAGAGCUUGCACUGCAAAAGUGCGCAUUGAGGGCACAUAUCGACCACAAAGUAUGCGUGAGCACCCUUCCGAUACCUAAAAUGAAAAAUGAGACACCCUACGGUCUCAUGGAGUUAAUGGACACAUGAAAUAAGUACACAAGACUGAAAAUUCAUAUGAAGUGUGCCAUUUGGGACAGGGCCUAGGACCGUGAACCACAAUAGUCACAUCUAUGAGAUUUCAAAUGAAGAAUAAUUUUUUAUGUCAUAGGAUGUCAUAGGUCAAUAUCUUUUGCAGCCAGUAUUUAUCUGGAGGUCUUUGUACAGGUUUAUCAAUGUAAUUAUAAUUUACGCUUAUGUGUUCCUAUGAUAUGCAAUGGAGGUACAU